GGCGAACACGCUGUAAGGCGUCGAAUGGGGGCACGUACGUCUUCUUCCUGUUUCGACUUCCGCUUUUACGCUUGCAAAGAGUCUCUCAACAGAGGCGCCACUUGCUCGGACAAACAUGACAAAAUGGACCCAUAAAGGCGUCGUUCAUGUGAUCGCUGUGAUUGGUAAUACAAUAAUCUGUUGGAACAACGGUUGAGUCACACUCGUUGAAUAUUCAUCGUCCGAAAACCGCAAGUGAUGGCGUCAUGGGCGAAUAUGGAUAGUUGAUGUGUUAACGCGUGACAAAUAGGCCACAUAACUUGAUAUUGCGCCAUGGCAUCUCCACUGAGGAGUCUGGUGUAUGAUGAUAGCAGGUACCAGAAGGCCUUCCAUCUUUUUCUGGAAUGCUCCUCGGAACAUCAGUGUAUGCAGGAUUUCAUCCACAAAAUCCUGCCAGAAAUAUUGGCCGGCAUCGGAGAUGGGAAGUCCCAUCUUAAUGUCAUCGGCGUUGGGAGCGGCGAUGGUCACAUUGACCUUGAGAUGUUCUCUGAGUUGCGUCUGAAGCACCCGGGGGUGACGGUGGACUAUCAGGUGGUGGAACCGAGCAGCCAGCAGCUUCAUAGCUACAAAGUUUUGCUAGCACAGAAGUCCGAUUUGGAUUACAUCACGUUUAACUGGAACAAGAUGACAUCCGCUGAGUUUGAGGACCAGUGGAAGUCAAAGCAGACGCCAAAGAAGGCCGACUUCAUUCACAUGAUCCAGAUGCUCUACUACGUCAAGGACGUGGAGGCGACCAUCAGAUUCUUCCAGAGUCUCCUUGACAAGCACGGGAAGCUUCUCAUCAUCCUGGUGUCUGGUGAAAGCGGCUGGGGGAAACUGUGGAAAACGUUCCGUACUCAGUUGUGUAUGUGCGAAAUAAGCCAGUGUGUGACCACUGCAGACGUCAAAAGCUUCCUGGACUCGGAAAAAUUGAAGUACAAGAGCUACGCGCUGCCUUCUCAAAUGGAUAUCACAGAGUGUUUCACAGAGGGAGAUGAGAAGGGAGAGCUGCUGCUUGAUUUCCUCACGGAAACGGAUCACUUCAGUCGCACGGCGUCACCGCAACUCAAGGCUGAUGUGUUGAAGCUCCUGCGAGACCCUGCUUGCUCACUGGAGUCCAAUGGGAGAGUUAUCUUCAAUAACACCCUGGAGGUUAUAAUUGUUGAUGCAACCACAUAGAAGGAACAAAAAAAAUUCCAAAAAUGAAUGAAAUACUGGCUUUAUGAAGCCAUCUAACAACAAUUGUUAAUCUGAAGGGAAGCCUCUUGGUUUGAUUUUUGUCCAAAUCUUUUUGUAUUAAUUUAAACUCUCCGAUUGUAAUAAUAACUGUGCAUAAUAUAUUUUGUGUGUGUAAAAUUGGAGUUGUAACUGUUUUAAUCAAUUUUCAAACUGUUCAUCACAUCAUUUACAGUAGAACCUGUAAAACGUUCCUGAAUGCUGGUCAACAAUGACCAUGUAAUGGAAAUGAUCCGUUGCAGGGUCAAGCAGUCACCAUCAUAAAAUGUUUAGUAUGUUUUUUUAAGUAACAUGCUAACAUUGUUAAUAUACCGUGCCAAUGUAAAAAGAAAACAAAUGUUACGCUCGCAUAGCUGUUUGAGUGACAGCGCGAACAUUAGUCACAUUUUAACAGCCACGUCAUGCUAGGUUAGCCACUAUGCUGGAGAAACGGGCUUUUCUUCUGUGAAGUGAUGAAACUGACAUAUUGGUAAACCUCACUCACUCACGCCUUAAAGGAAAACUGCACUAUUUUUUUUUUUAUAUAUAUGUUAUGCCCAUCAUCCUCAGUCCUUAUGUGAGACACACGCGUCUUUCUCUUUUGUGUGUUCUAAAUAGAGAAAACUAACAAAGCAGCUAACAAUGCAGGUAAAGGGAUUUACCAACAGAAACACUUCCAAAAACCCCCAACGUUUUAUAUACAUGAGGUGACCAUGUAGUACAGAUAACAGGUACAUUCAUGAUAACAUGCAAUACUUACAGUAUUUUGCCAUAUUUUGGUCAUUUUAAGCGUUAGAGGAACUUCGUUGGGUGCUGGGUGCAUUGAUUUCACAGAGCCCAUAGCAAUGAACGCUACUUCAGUCAACAACAGCAACAGAGAGCGCGUUUGCUGUCACUAAUCAUGGCAGACUGUGAGAGCAGAUGGAUACUACUUGCCGACUGAUGGGAUGGUGGUAUCUACCAGCACAAGACUCCCAGUUGAACUGGUAAAUUCGAUGCAAACUCAGGCGAUGCAGCAACUCCCAUUAGCUUACGUUACGUCUCGAUAGUGGUGUGAGGCGGUGUGUCACUGCGCCAGAAAAGUAGUUCUUCAGUGUUAGCUCCAGUAGUAACAAUUUUGCUGUAGCUUGGUUCAUAUGCAGGUCAAAUUAUGGAAAUCGAACAUUGUUGGUGGGUCCCAUGAUGUGCAUUGUUGGCUGCCUCAUGCUAGCUGUUUUUAUAUCUUUAGAACGCACAGAAAAGGGAAAGACGUGUGUUCAUGUUUCACAUAAGGACUUGUGGAUGAUGGGCAGAAUUUUACAAAAAAAGAAGACAUUGAGUUGGCAGCUAAGGCUUUCAACCCGCCGGCUAGCGCUCUCGACUUGCAUUCUGCAGACGGUGGUUCGAUUCCGGGUGGAAAUGUUUUGGUACAAUUAGGAAUUGUACAACAGCUUUAGAUUUCCACUGUAUUCAAUAAACAAAAACUAAGUUGUAACCAACAUUUUGAGAUUGUACUGUUAAACUCUUCAAUGACUGUUCAGAGCUUGUAUUAAUAUACAUCAAAUAAAUCUCUACUUUGAAUGAUC
This is a messenger RNA of Dunckerocampus dactyliophorus (ringed pipefish), 2798 nucleotides long. Its product is annotated as histamine N-methyltransferase-like. Lineage: Eukaryota; Metazoa; Chordata; Actinopteri; Syngnathiformes; Syngnathidae. The transcript has 7 exons. The record is from RefSeq and is a predicted model, not a curated record. Gene Ontology annotation, molecular function: N-methyltransferase activity. The coding region runs from base 313 to 1197 and encodes 294 amino acids.